Molecule: messenger RNA, 955 nt
Organism: Magallana angulata
Lineage: Eukaryota; Metazoa; Mollusca; Bivalvia; Ostreida; Ostreidae
Product: universal stress protein in QAH/OAS sulfhydrylase 3'region-like
Exons: 4
Coding region: 149-631 (160 amino acids)
Source: RefSeq, a predicted model, not a curated record
GCAGCCAUAUCUAGUGCGCUGGGCCUUGUACAUAAUUUACAUACAGUAUUGACUCGUAUCAAGUGGAUGCGAGAUAAAGUGAAGUUUUGCAGCCUUGAACUCAGUCAGAGAUCGACAUUAUCUUGGAUUUCAUCCUUUGUCGAGAGAAAUGGCGGACACAUCCCACAGGAGAACGUGUGUGAUCGCGGUGGACGGGAGCAAGUACGCCAAUGAUGCCGUGACGUGGUUUAAGAACAACGUUCACAAGCCUGGGGACCGUGUGCUAUUUGUGACAGCAAUUGACCACCGAAAGCACAUGCAGUACGGAUUGCACGUUUCCCCAAAAGCUGUUACCAUGACCCCCGGUAACCCGGACUCCAUUACUCACGCCUUUGCUGCCGAGGACAAGAAGGCCAAUGAGGUCUUGGAAAAGGUCAAGGCCGCUAUAGACGGGUCAGGGAUGGAAUGCGAAUUUUUCAAAAUGUCCGGUGAUCCUGGUGAGUGUAUAGUUCAGAAAGCCAAGGACACAGAGGCGGAUCUAAUCGUCACGGGGUGUCGAGGACUGGGAACAAUUCGUAGGACAUUCAUUGGUAGUGUCAGCGACUUCAUCAUCCACCAUUCCGAUUGCCCCGUGUUUGUGUGUCGUCAUUGAAUGUAGCAACACCUAUCGGCAGUCCGGUGUAUCACAGUGAUAUAAUCACCAUAUGCAUGUGAUAGACUUAUAGUUACAUAUAAUACUAUAUGAUUCUAACAAGGGUGAAAUAGAUUAUAUUGUGCAAGAAUUUUGUUAUUCCUGAUAUUAAAAAUAGCGCACUUUAAAAGUAAACAAAUAUUGAUAUACAUGUACAUGUAGACAUUUUUUCCAAUUUAAACUUUACAAGUAAUUCUAAAAUAAAGUUAUUACAUGUGUGAAUAUAUUUCACAAGGCAAAAAAAUACUAUUUGAUUUUAAUAAAUCGCAAUAGAAUGAAGCUAAC